Messenger RNA from Scheffersomyces stipitis CBS 6054, 1545 nucleotides. RefSeq lists its product as uncharacterized. Gene Ontology annotation, cellular component: fungal-type vacuole; plasma membrane. Bases 1 to 1545 code for a protein of 514 amino acids. The transcript has a single exon. NCBI's taxonomy places the organism in Eukaryota, Fungi, Ascomycota, Pichiomycetes, Serinales, Debaryomycetaceae. The record is from RefSeq and is a predicted model, not a curated record.
AUGGAUUUAAGUCUUGCCAACCAGUAUAUCACAUCAUGGACACCCAAGUCCGUGCCCACCUCGACGUCGUUGAGCAGCAUCGACCCUACAGCAUUGCCUGCAUUAUUGCGGACUAUUUCUCAGGUAGCCCAAUCGGCAGCUACUGAAACCAAUAGCAUUUCCCUCUACUUUCUCUCCAAGAAGUACAGAGGAGCAGCUGCUUCCUUGACCAUAGUUGCUGGAGAGAAGUAUAUAGCGACAGCCACCAGAGCCACCGACUUGCCCGAAGUGACCGCGGCCAUGUUCAAUGCCACAUUAAACUUGAAACUGUUGGAAUGGCUGAGCAACUUGUACGCCAUGAACCUUAACGUGCCAGCCAAUGCACUCUUCACAGCCCUUUUCGGGAUCGCACUCAUUACCCAGAUUGUCUUGUCCUUCAAGUUAAAGGCCAAAUACUUUGGCUUCUGCAUGUCCUCUGCCACUCUCUUGGAAUUCAUAGGAUAUCUCGCCCGUACCUUGGCUGCACAGGAUACCACCAACCAGAGCAAGUAUCUAUGCCAGAUCAUUUGUCUCACUAUUGCACCAGCAUUUGUCAUGGCAGGAAUUUACUACCUUCUAGCCUUGCACAUUGUAGUGCACGGGCGGCGGUUUUCGGUUUUGGAGCCAGUGUGGUUCUCGUAUAUCUUCAUAUUCUGUGACACUACCAGUUUAUUCGUCCAAGGAAUAGGUGGUGCCUAUGCAGCUAUAAUGCUCAAGCAAUUCCGGCCAACGGCUGUGGGAACACAUGUUAUGGUAGGGGGAAUUGCUUUCCAGGUGUUGUCAAUGACAUUUUUCCUCUAUCUCAACUGUGACUUCAUAAAGAGGAACUACUUUGGAGAAGAUAGUGAUACUCCCUUCAGUUUCCUGGUCCUUUUCCGACUCUUGUUCAAUACCCAUACGGGAAGGGAAAUCAAGGAACUGAUGGACUAUCGAUACAAUUCAAAGUAUAAGCAUAUCCGUUCCAAAAGGUUGUUUCAAUAUUUUCCUUUAGUCAUGUUGUUGUCUUUGGUCUUUGUCUAUGUGCGGUGCAUUUACAGAGUAGUCGAGUUGUCCGAAGGCUGGAGAGGGUAUUUGAUUACGCAUGAGGCAUUUGUUCUUAGCCUUGAUGCAGCUAUGAUCUUUCUCGCUUGUGCACUCUUUAUUCCUUUUCAUCCUGGGCUCGUCUUUGGUAAUGACGAAUCCCUUUCUUUAAAAGCAAUCUUACACGAAAGGGACUUGGAUCAUGAAGACUGUGAAUCCAACAAGAUGAAGGCUGUCUCCAGAAAGAGGCACACUAAGAAGAAUAAGCGUUCAAGUAGAGGGUCGGACACCGAAUACGAGGAGUAUACGCAAACUCACUACGAAGUCAGUCUGGACAAUCCAUUCCUUGACAGCGCUGUUGAGUACCCACCAAUGGCUUUCAACCCCUACACAAAAGAAACCAUGCACGUAAAGAGCAUGAGUCAGUCUAGUUAUGAGGGCCUGAAUACAUCUACUUUGAAUGAGAGCGACGAAGAUUCGUUCUACUUUCACACUGCAUCACGAUAA